Molecule: messenger RNA, 2775 nt
Organism: Nicrophorus vespilloides
Lineage: Eukaryota; Metazoa; Arthropoda; Insecta; Coleoptera; Silphidae
Exons: 2
Coding region: 212-2743 (843 amino acids)
Molecular function (GO): nucleic acid binding
Source: RefSeq, a predicted model, not a curated record
AGUUGACGUAUUAAUUUGGAAACGUUUAAAAGUAUUCCAGUUGAAGUAUACAAUUAUGCUUAUCGUGGCCCUAGUAUCUUAAUAAUACGGACAUUAAAGAAAACGUUAAGUAACAUUGUGGUUAUGUGCGUAGUGACACUAUACGUCAGUGACAUUACUUUAAACAAUUGAUUUGUGUUCAGUUAUUAGCACUUAAGUGUAUACUGCGAUAAUGGAGGAUUUCAAAAGUGAAUUUGACGAAGCCCUGAACAAAGUGGUUAAAAUAAGUUCCAUGAAAAUACACGACUACAGUGAAUACAAGGAAGUGUUAUGUCGAGUUGCCAAGGCCAGGAAUAAUGAUUUUAGCGAUUCGAAGGGACGAAGACUUGUAAAAAUGUACAAAGUUGCGAUAAUCGAUGGGGAAAGUAGGCUUAUACCAGCUAAUAACGCGAGUACGAGAAUUGUAUGUUACGUGUACAUGGAAGAGAUUUAUAGCAUUUUACAAGAAUCGCAUAUCCGUUUGAACCAUGGCGAUUGCCAAAGUAUGUUUAACGAAUUAAAAUACAAAUACGUAAAUAUUACCAUCGAUAUUAUCCAGUUGUAUCUAUCAUUUUGUAAAGCUUGUCUGCCGAAAAAAAAUACCGCCAUGAAGAGCUUCGAUGAAAUUAUGUACCAAGAGAUGAAUUCCAGAUGUCGUUUGGAUAUAAUAGAUGUUAAGCCUCAUUACGACGGAGAUUACAAGUACAUAUUUAGCUACGAAGAUUAUAAAACAAAAUAUUGUUUUUUGCGACCGCUGAAGUCUGUGUGUCCAAACGAAGUUGCAACUAUAGUUGUCGAUAUUUUUACCACCAUAGGAGCUCCCAACAUUAUUCAAACAAAUCGAGGCUCGAAAUUUACAUAUACUUUGAUUCAGCUGUUAACCGAGAUGUGGCCUUAUCUUAGAAUACUUCCUGGAAUGUCGACGCACGAUGAUAAUGAAAGUAUUAGGAAUCUAAUCUUCAAAAAUCACAAGGGCAAAAAAACAUUUGGCGAUUAUCGAUGGACACAAGUACUGGGCUUCAUACAGAUCAAGAAGAAUCGUUCAUUUAACGCGGAUAUACAACAAACGCCUUUUGAAGCGAUGUUCGGCCGAGCCGUGAAAAUCGGUCUCAUUGAUUCCGUUGUAAGCAAGAAAGACAUCGCCUCGCUUAGAACCGAAAACGAUUUGAGAACAGUGCUUUGUUCGUAUGUUAACGAGAAAUGCACAUUGCUCAAUAAAAGUUCAGAUGAUGAAAUUGAAUCUCCCGCUAAAAUUUCACAAGUUGCAACGGUCGAAGAUGAAGAAGGAAACAAUAAUAAAGAUGAUACCAAGAUAGAAGGAAUCAAGAAUGAAACGCAGCAGCAGGUGAAGACAAGGAAGUCUGGAUAUUUCAUAGGAAACGAGGUGGGGAGCGACAAGGAUAGUAAUAAGAAAACCAAAAGAGAUGCGAAAGAAUACGACAAAAUUGCGAAAGAGGUGCUAAAUAGUCCUGGACAGAGGGGCAGGAGAAAGAAAAUAAAAUUGCAAGAAAUUGAAAUUGGUAAAGAUAUUGAAGCAGUGUUUAUCAAUGAACAACCGCCGGUUCGAAUAAGCAGUCAUACUGUAGACGAUCCAUUGAUCGUGAAACGACAUACUAGCAGCAAUUUAAGGAACAAUAGAAUUCUUAACAAAGGCAACGAUGAUAGAUUUUACAAAAAGAAUUAUAAUUUGAUUAAAGGAAUAAAGGAUCCUGUAAUAGUAAUAUCUGAAGAGCAAGAAAUGCAGAAACAUAUUAAUAAUAUCAAGAUGGAUCACUCAUAUAUGAGAAGCAGUAUGGAUAUAGAUAAUGCCGAAGAAGCGUUAGAUGAUUCUAACAUAUCAUGUAUUAAAACUACAGAGGAUAUUGAGAACUUUAUAUUUGCAAAUACUGUAGAUAAAGGAGCGGCCUUUAAAGCAACCAAUACAGUAAAAAGUGAAGUUACCAAAGAACUGAAAAAACCCACAAAAGAAGAAGCGUUUGAUUUGGAAUACGGAGGUAAAAAGAAGGAUGACCGAUUCGAGAUUCAGACAGCACCUGAUAAUUUUAUAAGUUGCACAACAAAAGUUGAAUUUGUCCCAGAUCGUCAAUCAUUAGAAGACAAUCCAAAUGCCGAAGUGAUUAAGAAGAUUAAGUUUAAGCGAAUUCAAACAGUGACAUUAAAUAAGCAAAUCACAAAACGGGUGACUAGAAGUAGUACGAGAGCACUGAACAGCAACAAACCUGCCGAACCUAGCAUCAAUUUGCGGGUGACAAAAUUCGAUUCAAAAUAUCGAAACAAAUCUAAAAAGUCGAAUAAACCUGAUGAAAAAUGCAAGGACCUGAUUAGUCUGAAAAAGAAUAAGCCUAAUAUGGAAUAUACGUAUGCUAAACGAGGGAAACAUGUGAAGAAGGAAAUAAUAGAAGAUGUUAAACCGGUGUUAGGCGAGAUUGAAAGCAUAGUACCUGACAUAGAUUUGAAGACUUUCCAGAGUAUCCAGAGUUUGCAGCACACUAUAACGCCGAAUGGGAAUAUGGCCAUACCAUUCGAUAGGAAUGAUGAUGUCGACGAAGAUUUGUGUAUUUAUGGACAUCUCAUUGAUCCAAUAACAGGUGAAUCGACGGUCGAGCAAUAUUUCGUUGGGUGUUCGUGUCCAACAGAUUGCAAGAAUAAUAAAAAGUGCCCGUGUAAACUGAAGUCGAUGUUGUGUAAUGUUAAAUGUCACAAUGCUGAGGAGUGCAAAAACUAAUGUUUUAUUUAUAUAAUAAGCAUGUUUAAAUU